Molecule: messenger RNA, 7510 nt
Organism: Orbicella faveolata
Lineage: Eukaryota; Metazoa; Cnidaria; Anthozoa; Scleractinia; Merulinidae
Product: bromodomain adjacent to zinc finger domain protein 1A-like
Biological process (GO): regulation of heterochromatin formation; chromatin remodeling; regulation of DNA-templated transcription
Cellular component (GO): CHRAC; nuclear chromosome
Molecular function (GO): DNA binding; protein binding
Source: RefSeq, a predicted model, not a curated record
UAGAAAAAUGUUUCUUGAUUUUUAACGUGAAAUUAUAUUGCUAGAAAAUCUUAGACUCUCUUCUGAACCAAGGAUCUUGUUCAGAGCUGAGUGUAGUCUACUGUUGUGAAAUUUGGUAAAAUUUGAGCGGGUAGAUUUGGAGAAAUUUGCUUACGAAAUGGGCAUCUCUGCACUCGUGCGGUCGCCGGUAUUGGAGGAAGUCUAUUGAGACAUCAGGGCAUUGUAGGCCUGUGGGAGCACACGAGCUGCGUGGUCGGCGGAGAAUUUGCUUAACUGUAAGGACAAAUUUUGACCUUUUCCUCUGGCCAGAACCGCUUGGCUAGAAAUCUUCCUCAGUUACUUUUAUCUAAGGUCUUGGAUUUCUUCUUGCGGGAAGUCGUGGCUACUUUUACGCGCGCGUUGGGAGAGUUUCGCGGUCAACCACCGCACUCUCUAGUUUGGCAACCUCACCAUGCCUUUGCUGAAUAGAAAAACGUUUUCACCUUCAAAACCACCUCCAGAUCUAAAACCUGACGAAGAAGUCUUCGUUUGUCGCCAUACAAAUGAAGUUUUCCGUGAUUAUAGGUCGUUUUUCGAGCGUACAAUUUUAUGUAGCAGCACGCUAUGGAGCUGCAAAUAUACUGGCAAGAGUGGUUUAACCUACCAAGAAGCACAAGAGUCGGAAAGGUCGAUUAGAAAGCAAGGCCAUAGUCUCCCAGAGCCCAUCCAGCGAGCGGCUCUCACGCUCGUACACCACACUCAACGUGGUCGACUAGCUAAUUUAUGCGAUGAAGUGUUUUCAUAUUUGAAGGAUCGCUACCAGGAAGGCGAAGAAGUUGAGGUUAACUACCUUUCGAACAAGAAGAGAGGUAUUAUAACCCGAGUAAUUCCUCCUCCCGAGGGCUCACCAAACAAAACAGCGAAGGCAGGAAAACUCUUGUCUCCAAAAUCUAGAAAACACAGCCAUUCUGGAGAUAAACUUCAAUCCCCAACUUCUAAGAAUCGUAAGAGCCCUUCUGAUGGAACACCAGUAAAAGAGAGGACAAAUAGCUCAAGUAGUUCAGAUAGCCAGCCGUUAUCUGCAAAAAAGUACUGCUCUGACAAUGUGUUUCCCAAAUCACCAACUGGAAAAUCGCCACGAAAGAGUUUGGAUGAGGAAUCGCAUUCCUCAAAGUCUAAAUCGAGGAAACAUAGUGUAGAAAGUUUCAGUGAAAAGACUCCCAGCAAAUCAAGGAAGCAUUCUUCAGACAGCAAAAGCACACCAUCUAAAUCAAAUAGCGAUAAGACAACAAAGAAACCAUCUACACCAUCUUCGAGAAAAGCCAGUGACAACAAGCUUGUUUCUCCGAAGAGCAAGUCAUCUUCUGAUGGAGGUGUAACAGAAUCCUCAAAGACAAAUAAAUCACCAAGUACUAGUAAAACGAAAAGUUUUGAAGGUGAAAUUGUCAUCAUUGAUGACGAUGACAACAAUGGUAAGAAAGAUAAAGAGAGUCCACAAAGGCCUUCUCCAAAGUUAUCGUCUCCUAAAGAGAAGCCAGUGUAUAACUGGCCGUCUGCUUCUCUUUAUCACUAUGAAAUCAGAAUUCAUUCAGAUAGAAAAGAUAGGGGAUCUAAGAAGAAGGAAAAGAAACAUGAGGUUGUGAUUGUUGAAGCUUCACUUGUCAGUCGGAAGAAAGGUGUGUUUACUAGAGAUAAAGUGAAAAUGUUCCUGAAGAUCAGUUGUGACCGAAGUACUCCACAUUCUGAAGAUGGCAUCUAUAUUGUUCAGAGGGCAUACCGACAAAAAUUUGAUCUUGGUGAACCUGACAUUCCUUUGAAGCUUGCAUCUCCCCCAAAAGACAAAAAGCGUAGGAAAAGAAGCCUUGUGCAUGGAGACCAAGAAGGAGAGAGUGGGCCUGUGAAGAAGAAGAGAAAAAAGAAGAAAGAAGAUGAGUCAAAGAAUGAAGAAGGUGCCAAGAAAAAGAAGGAAAAGAAAGAGAAAGAUGGGAAAAGUAAAGAGAACAAGAAAAUGAAACUUCCACCUGAGGAAUGGCGCAGAAUCAUGGAAGAGGAAAAAGAGAAGAGGAAAAAACAACUGGAAGAAGAAAGGGAAAGAAAGAAACAGGAGAGGGAAAAAGAAAAAGCUGAGAACAAAGCUAAAAGAGAGGAGGAAAGAGCAGUCAAAAAGAUUGAAAGAGACAAGGAGCGUGAAAGACAGCGAGAAGAAAAGAGAUUAGAAGCCAUAAGAUUAAAAGAAUGGAACAAACCAAGAGAAGACCUAGAACUGGAUGAUUUAAAGGAUCUCCCGAAAACCACUCCAGUCACAAUAAAGCUUCCAUCAGAACUGUUUGGUGAUAUGAUGAUGGUCCUGGAAUUCCUCAAUGUCUUUGGUAAUCUUUUUGACAUCAAAGAUGAAUUUCCUUCUGGCCUUACGUUUGCCAUGUUAGAGGAAGCUCUGACAGAACAUGAUGCCGAGGGUGUGUACUAUGACUUGCUGCUGUUCUUACUGGGAGCAAUACUGCGCACUCACUUGGAGGAAGAAGAGGAGGAAGGUUUGGACGGUAGUCACGACCAUGAGCCCCUCGUGGAUGUUGAUGAUGAGGGUGAUGAGAAGUCACAGUCCACUGUGUCUGCAUCAGCACAAAUGGCAGCUGCUUGGCCAAUGCAGUACCAGGGUAAACCUCUGCAUGAAUUGAUCAUGGACCCCUUUACAAGCUCUGAGCUGUUGAGACUUCAUCUGUUAUCCUCUGGUGCCAGAAUAGGAUGUGGUGAGCCAUCUUAUCGCUGGCAGCGUCGAGGGGGAUUCACCUACAGUGAUGAUGCAGGAGUAGAGUUUCGGCACACCGAACCUCAGUUGUUAAAAGCAUUGGUAACAGGCAAUAUCUAUGAUAUGGGUGCUCAAGACAAACUCAAAGUCCUGGUAGCUCUCUGCACUCAGCUGAUAACAUAUGCAACAGCCCGAGACUAUGUAGAGGAAGGUUUUGACCAGUGUCGCAAGGUCCGUCGUGAGUGGCAGGAGGACCAGUGGGCAGAUCAACGGAAGGAGAAGGAGGAGGCUGCCGCAAGGUACCGCCGUAAACAGGAAGAGAGACAGCGGCUAAAGGAGGAGCUGGAAAGAAGGAAGAAAGAAAAGGAUCAGGAGAAGAUAGACGGUGCAAAAGGAGAAUCAAGUUCAAAAGCUGAGGAUGCAACCACCAAUGGCUCAGAACAGAAUGAAGGAGAUCCAGUGAAGAAAGCAGGUAAGAAAACUGCAAAGAAGAAGGAAGAAAAUGAGAGUAGCUCUCAAGCAAGUGAAACAAAAGAAUCCACAGCAAGCACAGACAGCAAAGUCAAUGGGAACAAACCUGCAGAGGAUAAGGAUGAUGAACCAGCUCCGGUUCCUGUUUUAACCAAAGAAGAAGAGGAGGAGCUGGCCCAACAAAGAAGGGAAGAUCGCAAACGGAAGGAUCAGGAGUUUUUGAAUCAGUUGGCAAAAGCAGUAGCUAGGAGUGCAAUACAACCUCUGGGUCGGGACAGGGUGUUCAGGCGGUACUGGGCCUUCAGGUCACUCCGAGGACUGUUUGUGGAGGAUGAUGACCCUGAUCAACACCUACUCCUGGAACCCGAGUCUGACUCUGAAUUGGAGGAAAACGAAGGGGGAAGUGGCGAUGAAGAAAAGGAAGGCGCUAAAGAAAAUGAGAACUCAACGUUAGACCAAAGCAAUUCAGAUAAGGCUAAAAAGGAAGAGAAACGCUUAGUUAAUGGUCAUACUAAGAGCAAAGAUACUGCAAACACUGAAAACUUUGAACGGAAAGUUUUGAACAUGUUUCAAACGUAUCAGCUUACCAAGGAAGCUUGUGGAGAUGGAGACUGGUGUGAAUCUUACAAGAAAAGACCUGUUGUCAAGUGGUCCUACUUCGCUUCCAAAGAGGAUGUAGAUCAAUUGUUAGAUGCUUUGAAUCCGCGAGGUUUUCGAGAGAAACCUUUGAAGGACGCCAUCCAGCAAGAGUACAAACAGCUCUCCAUUGCAGUGGAAAAAUGUCCCUUGAAAGCCGAAAUUCAGGCUCAGAAAAAGGACACUAAGCCCAAGGGAAGGCGUAGAAAUCAACCCACGGUGGACAAGUCUCGGUACAAGACCAUGGAGGAGUUCCUCGAGGCAAACCUGCGCGAUCAGAUUCUUGAUUUAGAGGACAGAAUAUGGCAAGGGGGUCUGGGCUCCGUCAGGAAUGUCGACCGUGAGGCGUGGAGAGCCAAAGUGGAGAAUGGUAUCUACAGUGUCUUCUGUAAGACUGAGACACCAACCAGCGAGGAGUGUAACGCUAAUGGAAUCAAUGAAGUCAAGGAAAAUGGCGACCCAGAGCACAUGGAGGUUGAUAGAAGUGUUGGGGAUGAAAACAAACCCAGUAUAGACGAGAGGAAGGAGACAGUGGCCUUGAAGGAGGAAGAGCUAAUGGACUGCGAUGACCAGCAACAGCCAGUUAUCAAUGGAGUUAAAGACGACAUCAAACAAGAAUGUCAUACAGGCUCUGAGGAAGUCGCUAAAGUGGAAGAAAAGCCUGACGAACCUCCGUUCACCGCUGUACCGUCACAUCUACAGUUAGACAGCCAUCCAUCAUCUCCCGCAGGUGACACGCGAUGCAGUACACCGACACUUAGCUUGGCUGGAGGACCUGUGGCAGUGAAUCCGGCGGUCAGAGAACUUGCCCUGGAACUACUUAAGGUAGAGCAAGGCAUAGAAAAAAAGUACUUAAAUCCACCUCUCGGCGAGGAUGAGGAGACCAAGCGACAGAAACAAAAAGAAGCCGCAGCCGCUGCUGUCAGUGAGUUCAACGAGAUGAUGAAGGCUGCGGACACCAAGGAGAAACAGAAAAAAGACAAGAGAAAGAAGGAGACUGAUGCUGAUGAAGCAGGUCCAAAGGAAAACGGCGAGAAGAAAGGCGAGGAGGCGGAGGAAGACGGACAAAAAGACCUCAGCAGCAGUAGCAGCAGUUCGUCAAAUGAUGAACCCGUCAAGCAGAAGACGUGUCUGGAGAGGUGGGAAGAGUCGCUACUGGUCUGUACAAACCUGUCUCAAGUGUUUGUACAUUUGAACACGCUUGAUCAGUCCAUUGCGUGGAGUAAGUCUGUGUUGAAUGCUCGCUGUCGGCUGUGCAAGAGGAAAGGAGAUGCGGAGCAUAUGCUGUUGUGUGACGCCUGUGAUCGCGGUCACCACAUGUACUGCCUUAAACCACCCAUCAAAGAGAUCCCUGAAGGUCAGUGGUUUUGUGCGGACUGCCGUCCCAAGGAAACGAGGCGCAGUGAAAGAAGAAAAAAACCUGCAGCGAAGGAGGAGUUCAAGGAGGAAAAUGAAGAACAUUCUGAAGAAAAGGAAGAAGAAAGCGAAGAGGAAGAUAGCGAUGAAGGUCAUCAUGAAACCGAGAGUAAAUCAAACAGCGAAGAUGAUUUUGAGCAAAGUGAAGGUAGCGUGAGCUCUGAACAUGGCGACCAGUGUGCAUUGUGCACUGAGGGAGGAGAGCUUCUCUGUUGCGACACAUGUCCGCUGGCCUAUCAUCUCGCUUGCUCUUAUCCACCUUUGCGUCGAAUCCCGCGCGGAAACUGGGCCUGUCAGGUGUGCACUGGGGCAGACGAUGAACGGCCUCGGAGCUGUCGGGUAAAGAAAGCUACUAUUGAAGCUGCCCAGAAAAGUCUACAACGAAGCAUCAAAGUUGUUAAGAAGAAAACGACCCGGAGUACUUCGCGUCCGAAAACAAAGAAAGCUCCCAGUCGAUCUCGAAAACGACAAAUUUCUUCUUCUCCAUCGCCUCCACCGCGUACAAGUAAAACUGGCGGGAAAGCUGUCAAGAAGACCACGAAGCGGCGACGAGUGUCUUCAUCGUCGCGUUCGCCGUCGUCGCGUUCCCCGUCACCUGCGCCGCGGACUAGUCGGAGAGGAAGUAUCAAGAUUGCGGCGCGCGGCGACCGUGACCGAAGUUCUGUCGAUUCGUCUAGGUCUUCGUCUCCUUUGUUGCGAUCUGACUCGGGUAAAAACCCUACUGGCAGGAAGAACCCCAAACUGACAGCAAAACUUGUUUCGUGUCAGAAACUAUUGAACGAGAUGAUGAAACACGAGGACGCCUGGCCCUUCUUGGAACCUGUGGAUAUUACCGAGAACCCUGACUACCUGGAGUACGUGCAACGUCCCUUGGACUUGGGAACCAUAAAGAUGAAUUUAACUGCCAAGGCGUACGAUUCAGUGGAGGAUUUCGCUGCGGAUGUUCGUCAAGUAUUCAUCAACUGCUCCGAAUAUUGCCGACCACGAGGAAAAGAGGCCCGAGCUGGGGUUCGACUCUCUGCUUUUUUCGAGACUCAGUAUUCGGACAUGGGACUCGAUGCGACCGAGACUCGAACAACUCGCAGCCGACGGGUGUGAAUCUGAUAACGUGGUCACAAAGAAGCUGAGAAACUCUGGCCAAAACAGGCACGGCCGUUUGAUAGAUUAGCUGUCUUCCAAAAAAAAAAAACCACGAUGAUGAAAGUGAUGCAGUGUUAGUCUCCGCGAUAAAAAUUUCUCUCUUACCCACCACCCUCCUUUCUAUCUGUAAGGUAGAAUAGGAGAAUAAAGGGGAUACCAAUUAAAAUCGGCAUUAUCGCCAUGCAUAUUUUUGUGAACGAAAGAAAAGACAAGUCGAUUUAUGUCUAAUGCUCAUCGCUAGCGUAGUUCAGGAACUGACGCACGUGUAGUUGAAUUUCGUGCUGGACACUCUGUAUUUCAAAAUAUUUCCUUGAAUUAAGUUACUUACGAGGUUGGGUAGUGCUUCAAAUCAAAAGCAUUUCACUAAAGGCUCGGCUACACGUUUGAUACUUCAUAUAAAGAGGUCGGCUCAUGUCAACCGCCAGUUUUAUUUCAUUUUUCUGCUUCGGCAUUUUUACGCUCGAUACUGCGUGAAACAAUUGUAGAAGAAUUCUGCAGUGUGCCCGUUCCUUUGGCUCACUUGUAGUAUUAGAAGGCUCGUAAUUUGUAUCUCAUGGAAUCUGUUCUCUAGGAGUUGCCAAAAAAUGUAAUUGAAUGGGCCAUACAUGUGGGUAGAGUGGUGUUACUGUGUGCUGGAGGUACCAUAGUCUCAACCGUUUUGGCUGAGACGGAGGUACCAUAGUCUCUCAGUGUUAAGAGGGUUGCCUGACGCGUGAUGACCCCAAGAGAGGCUGCGAAGGAGACCAGAGGUAUCAUUGAUGUGCCUUACAGUUGAGGUGCUGUUUGUGUCAACUUGCCAGAAGGAAGUGGCUCAAAUGAAAUUAUUUAACUGUUGAUAAAUUGUGUAAAGGAUGCGGAGAUACCCAGAUUCUCAGAUACUGAAACAUCUAGCCACUCAUUACAUCCACAUUUUUUUGCCUACAAUAAAUUCGGUACAAAGCAAUAGAACUAAGUGACCGUUUGCUCUUACUGCCUUAAAAAUAGCACGAACUAAUUUAUGAGAAAAUGUUAUGGAGAUUUGACGCAUGUACAGGUAAAAUCGUGGGAACUAUUCUGUAAUUAGAAAACUUAUGCUUAGAGGUGUAUAUAGCCUUGAUAAAAUAAAACGAUUUCAACUUGUUA